AUGGCGCCGACCGAAGCAGCAGCAACCAAGCGGCCGGCGGAGGAGCACCACGAGCCCGCCGUGAAGCGCGUCCGCUUCGCGUGCUCGGUAUCCUCCAAUGAAGCGACCUCACUCGCUAUCGUUGAAGCGCAGACGCUCGAGUGGUUCGCCCCCAAGUUCACGUACCACGCGUUCGGUACCGAUGAAGCUGUCGAUGGCUACGAAGGCCUCAAGAUGUCGGUCGUUUUCAAUGGAUUCGACUUCCGCGCGCUGCUGGACGUCAAGUUCAAGGAGAAAGCGGACACGGCAGUGGAUGUCGUUGCAAAGUUGAAGCCAUCGCUGCCGGAAGGCUUCGUCCAGGAUAAAGACGAGUUUGUUGCGGAUCUGCGCAAGGCAGCGGCCGAGUUCGCCGGCCCGCCCGGCAAGCGCAUCGAGACAUAUACUACCAAAGCUCGGGUAAAAGAGGGCGAGGAAAUACAAGCAGAUCGAUACUUUGAGAUCUAUGAAUGCAAGCUGGAGGACAACGAGCCAGCCCAGAAGCUUCUCGCCAACUUGCAGACGCUGUCGCUGUGGUUCGUCGAAGGAGCGGAUGCUGUAGACGUCGCGGACCCGAGGUGGAUUGUCUAUCUGCUGUAUGAACGUGCGGAGGCAGGGAGUGGGGCGUUCCGUCCUGUGGGGUUCAUCACUGUCUUCAAGUUCUUCAACCCGCUCGGACGCAAAGCCGCAUACUGUAAACCCGCCCAAAAUGAGACGCACCGCAUUUGCCAAGCUCUCAUCUUCCCUACGUACCAGCGUCAAGGGCACGCCGAGCGUCUGGUGCACUGCAUCCACACGCAAGCUGUUGGAAACGAUCAUGUUUACGAGCUCACAGUAGAGGACCCCGUGCCCGCUUUCUCGAGUCUACGCGACCUCGUGGACCUGAAGAACUGCGUCAAGCACGGCUUCUUCUCCUUGGCACCGGAGGACAGCGCAGACGCUGGUGGCACUGGGCGCGGGGCGCUAGCGCUGACGACCGCCGACAUCCACGCCGUGCAGGAGAAGCUCAAGCUCACGCAGAAGCAGGUGCAGACCUGCUACGAGGCGCGCAAGCUCGCGUUCGUGGACCCGAGCGACGAGGCGCAGCUCAAGAAAUUUCGGCUCGAGGUGAAGAAGCGGCUGUUCCGCCUGCACACGGAGGAAUUGGACGGCAUGGGCAGCGCCGAGCGGCGGAAGGCCUUCCUCGAGGCCGAGUAUCAGCGUCUGGCAGCGCACUACGAGCAGAUGGCUGCAAAAAUUGGUCUCGCCAAAAAUUAG
Messenger RNA from Phytophthora sojae, 1272 nucleotides. RefSeq lists its product as hypothetical. The record is from RefSeq and is a predicted model, not a curated record. Gene Ontology annotation, biological process: subtelomeric heterochromatin formation. Gene Ontology annotation, molecular function: histone H4 acetyltransferase activity. The transcript has 6 exons. Bases 1 to 1272 code for a protein of 423 amino acids. Gene Ontology annotation, cellular component: nucleus. NCBI's taxonomy places the organism in Eukaryota, Oomycota, Peronosporomycetes, Peronosporales, Peronosporaceae.